AUGCCUCGAAGAUUUACCGUGGCGCUCAAUGCGUCUACAGCCCUACGCUUCGGCCGGUUAACAGCCCGCAAUGCACGACGCUGCUACUCAUCCGAAGCCGCGAAACCCGAACCCGUCCUUCGCGUGACUGAGCUCCCCGCACCGGGCUCGGGCCAUAUCCGCAUCUUGGAACUCAACCGGCCGGCCGCACGCAAUGCCAUCUCUCGAGAGCUGUUGUCGUCCCUCCGCGAGGAAAUUGACGCGGUGCAUGCGCAAUACGACGAAGCGACGGGCGAGGAGAUCCCGACGCCGUCGUGGGAAAAGAAGUUUGGGGGGAUAGCGGGGGAUAGCGAAAGGGGUCCGACGCGGGCGCUGAUUCUGGCGUCGGCCGUGGAUACCUCGUUCUGCGCCGGCGCAGAUCUGAAAGAGCGGAAGACGUUUACUCAGGAACAAACCGCCGCAUUCCUCCUGAACCUUCGCACGACCCUCACCUCCCUCUCAACCCUCCCCAUACCAACCAUCUCCGCGAUCUCCUCCCUCGCCCUCGGCGGCGGUCUCGAGCUCGCACUAGCCACCCACUUCCGCGUGCUCAGCUCCAACGCCAUGGUCGGCCUCCCCGAAACCCGCUUGGGCAUCAUCCCCGGCGCAGGAGGCACCUACCGCCUGCCCGCACUCAUCGGCAUCCCGCGCGCGCGCGACCUGAUCCUGACAGGCCGGCGCGUGUCAGCGCCCGAGGCCUAUUUCCUCGGUCUGGCCGACCGGCUGGUGGAAAUCGCGCCGGAGAACGAGGAGCAGGCGAAGGUGUGGAAGAAGAUGGAGGAGAAGGAGAGGGAUAAGAUGGUGUUGGAUUUGGCAAGGAAGAGUGCGCUGAGUGAAGCGGUGCGGCUGGCGGGGCAGAUUUGUGAGGGUGGACCGAUUGCGGUGCGCGCGGCGAUUCGCGCGGUGGAGGAGCCGAGGGAGCUGGUGGAGAAUAAUAUGUACCAGAGGGUGGUGAGCACUGAGGAUCGGGAUGAGGCGUUGCGGGCGUUUGCGGAGAAGAGGAAGCCGGUGUUUAAGGGGAGGUGA
Dichotomopilus funicola is the source of this 1044-nucleotide messenger RNA. RefSeq names its product mitochondrial methylglutaconyl-CoA hydratase. NCBI's taxonomy places the organism in Eukaryota, Fungi, Ascomycota, Sordariomycetes, Sordariales, Chaetomiaceae. The transcript has 2 exons. The record is from RefSeq and is a predicted model, not a curated record. Gene Ontology annotation, biological process: fatty acid beta-oxidation. The coding region runs from base 1 to 1044 and encodes 347 amino acids. Gene Ontology annotation, cellular component: mitochondrion.